AAUUACACCACAAGGCCAGCCAGCCAGCCAGGAGCACCCACGUGGCCGGCGCUCUGGCAGCAAGCCCGGCUAUCAUUCAUGCCAAUGUCAACUUCAAUAUGUUAUGCAGAACAAAGAAAAGUUGCAUCGUGCCAUCCCUCCCUUUUGUACAGUUCCAAAGGAUCAAAGUCCAGACUACAUAAAGAAUCACAGAAACCCAUCCCCCAUGCCCGCUAGUUCGAUAAUGUCUACGUUGAUUAUAAUGCAUAUCACUGCAGAAACUGGGACACCCACAAUCAAGGUGACAGAAAAUAUCAUGGAUUCUCUAGUUGGGGUUUUCGUCAUCACCCCAACAGCGCUUGGAGCACCUGCUUCGUCUGAUUGUCCGACCUAUGCCCGCUGCAAUUUCAGGCUGAAUUUAGGGCAAAGGUUUAUCCUGAGAGUGCUCAGAGGAGCUUGCAGGUGCAAUGCGGACGUUUCUUCGAAUUUGAUACUCUUCGCUCUUCGGCUUACGACGUUCGGUUUCGCGCAUGUUUAAUCGCACUCCAUAGCGUGACAGAUGCUGUUGUGAUCUUCAGGAUAGGCAUGUAAGAAACAGCUUGCAUAAGCUACGCGCCCUCGUGAGU
Laetiporus sulphureus 93-53 is the source of this 605-nucleotide messenger RNA. RefSeq lists its product as uncharacterized. Lineage: Eukaryota; Fungi; Basidiomycota; Agaricomycetes; Polyporales; Laetiporaceae. The record is from RefSeq and is a predicted model, not a curated record. The transcript is spliced from 3 exons. Bases 104 to 517 code for a protein of 137 amino acids.